UGCUCAUCUGUACAAUUGAGAGAUGCCCUGGUGGAGGUCUGCGCUCUCCGAGUGCUUUUCUGGUUCUCAAUGUUUUGACGUCCUUUAUGCACAAUAUUAGUGUUGUCAUUGUGCAACUUCAGGGCUCUGAUUAUUUUCUUUUGUCACGCUGUUUUUUCCCAGCUCGAUUGAUAUGCCAGCUUUAAACUGUGUUGCUACUGAGAUCUGAGCAAACUUACAGGAAGUGUCAGGACACUUUUAGUUUGGAAAGAGGUCAGCAGAUUGUUUUAUUUAUGGAGAGGUAGGCCAGUCACCCCCUGUAAUUAUGAAUGCACUCUUGACCAGUUUGGAAUAAACCCACCACUCGUCCCAACUUCUUGCUCCACACCCAUCGUCUGUGAACAUUCUGACCCCUUUUGUACUAUUCUCCUGUGGUAGAGGAGCUGCAGCAGGCAGUCUAUUAGUAGUGCUGUUGAAAAAAUUGAUUCGCUGAUUUUAAAUCGAUUCUCAUUUAAAUUUCAAAAAAUCAAUUCGCACAUCAAAAGAUCGAUUUUUAUACACACAUAUAUUUUUACAUUUAUUUUUUCCUGGGUGAACUUUAACCCCACUAAUGACGUGACUCGAGCAGGCGCGGUGUGAAGAUACUGCGAGUUCUCUUAACAACAUGGCGUCGGGCGGUAGCUGUGCAGUUAGCCAAACUCCGGAUUUGAAAAGGCCAGAGUCGCUCAAAGCGGAUAUCUGGAAUUAUUUCAGGUUUAGGAACGACGAUUCGAGAAAGGAGCUUGACAGGAGCAAAGCCAUUUGCAAGAUAUGCCAGAUGGAGGUAAAGUUUUGCGGAAACACGACCAACCUCAGGAACCACAUGCAGCGACACCACCAAGACAUCAUGUCCAAGGCCGCCGGACUGCAACAAAACAAACUUAAGGAAGCUCUACAACUACCAGCUAGCUCUCCACGCGCUAACAAAAUAACCGAGGCGAUAGCGGGCUUUAUUUGCAGUGCCAUGGUCCCGUAUUCCGUUGUUGAAAACCCGGGCUUCAGGCGGCUCAUCAAGACAGUGAGAAACCUUGUUGCUGCUGUGUUGAAGGAAAAGGGGUCAAAUGGGCAAAUUACCCUCUCCUCCACUAAGGGCCCAGCCUUGGAGGCUCUGUGGCAGCAGUGCUGCAGUGACUGUGCACUGGUGCGUUCUGCCUGCUGUGAUGCUGUGGUUCUGUUAGUGGAUCAGGGCCAUGCAGACCUGCACUACAUCCUUAACUGUGUCCUCAAUCUCCUGCCUUCUGCCAGAUGCAGGCUGACCGGCGGGACCGAGAAACACACUUCACCUGUCCUUAUUCCAUCAGGAGCAGUCCACACCCAUAUAUCACAGCUCUGGAGAACCGAGCAGACUGCUGGCCAGCUCUGCUUUUGGGGAUUGAUGACUUCAUUUGGCAGGCUGCUGACAGAAAUAAAUCCACUUACAUCACCAUGCUGGUGCCCUUCCUGCGGUACCUAUACUGUGAACCUCAGAGGCAGUCUCAGCAUGCCCUCCUCCGACACAGCCUCCUCAGGGUGCUGCUGUCCAUACAGCCAGGAGCUGUGUCACCCUUUCAGAACCAAGAGAAGACCUCAGCAGUGUCUGACAGCCUGCUGCUCUGCCUCUGUCAGUUGGUCCCACACAUGCAGAUGGGCACCAGCACACUUCUCCUCCAUUCCUCGGGCAUCUUCUCACUAUCUAAGAUCCUGUUCAACAACCCAGUCAGAAACUCUACUGCUACCUCUCCGAGACACCUCCAUACCUCCACAGGUUGACAGCAUGGAGGCGGUGCUCGAACUGUGUGGAUUUGUGGACACUCUGCUUCAAGGUCUCAUCAGGGCUUCUGGAGAUCGCUGGAAAACCGAGAGAGCUGGGAUGCUUCUACAGCUGCUGUGUGCCUGUCAACGAUGCCUGAAGUUAAAUGGAGACUGCCGGCCGCUCCUCAACUUAAUACAGCAGCUUCUGUCUUCCUGCCAACAGGAGCUGCCAUUGGAUGAGCUGAUGAUGGCUGUGGCUCUGCUCCUGAUAGAGGCUCCUGCAGCUCAGCAAACCAGCCUGCUCAGUCUUGCACUGAGUUUAGCCCCCGAGCAGGCCAAGCUGCCGCCCUGGUUGAGUCCAGUCCUGGUCCUUCCUGUGCUGCAGCUCCUUUCCUGUUCAAGUUUCACUGAACCACUGGCUGACCAGAGGACACACAACCUCAACCACAGUCUGGCCAACAAUCUUCUAAGCAGCAUCAGCAGGCCCACAGAUAAGCCACGACAGCCUGGCCCUCCAUUGGCACUUCCUCUCAGUCCGUGGUACAGCGAGCUCAGCGUGGCUUUGUCCAUCCUGCACAAAGUGGCCAGCAAUCCAGCAGCAGCAGCUGAUUGGCUGUUGGCGGUCAGCUCAGCCCUGUCAUCCAGCCAGCGCCUGCCCUCCUCCCUCCUCCUCAUUGUGACCCAUCUAAUCGUCACUGGUCAGGAAGACGUUUGCCAGCUGGCUUUGAAAGCAAGCCAGGCCAUCGCUGGUGCCGACCCCUGCCAGGUUCCUUCCCUCAUUCCUGUUCUGUUGUUCAGACUGGCCAAAGAACAGAAUCCAGGCCUAGCUCAUGCUGUGCUGAACUGCCUGCCAAACCUCGGGACUCAUAAGCUCUGUGUCCCUAUGGUGCUGCAGACUCUGCACAUGCUAGCCAGUGCCCCCAAGCUGAGAGGGGUGGCAAUGCGCCUCAUGACUGCUCUCUGGAAGAAACAGGACCGAAUCUACCCAGAGCUGCAGCGUGUCCUAGACCAGCAGGACAACAGGGUGGUGGUGGGGAAGGACACCCAGUGGGAGCAGAUCCUAGCCAGGGCCGCCUGCCUGAGAGACAUUUGCAGAGAGAGGCCUUACCAGCAUGGAGGUGACAUGUUGGCUGCCAUUAUACUCACUCUGAAGCAGUGUAACAGACCAGACCUGGCAACUCCUGCUGCUCUCGCCCUGCAAGGACUACAAGAGCUGUGUCGAGCAGAGGUUGUGGACAUUAUCUCCACAUGGAGAAAUCUUGGGCCUGAGCUGAGUUGCGACACCCGUCCACUAAUCAUGAAAGCCAUAGCUGAGCUUCUGGCUCUGGUUCCCCAGCUCUCUGUCAAGUCAGAGGAGUAUGAGAAGUUCACAGAGGAGGUGGUCAGCUUUCUCUGGAGUUAUGCCAUGAACAAGGAUCCAGAGCUGGCCAGCUGUGGCUACAAGGCUUUGGCAGAUUUCCCUGAAGCAGUUCACACUAUAACUCUCCUUCCUGAGGCUGCCAGACCAGCUACAAAGAUCCCUGAAAAUGAGGAGGAUGAUGACCAGAGUAAGGAGAAAGAGAAAGAGGACACGGAUCUCUCCAUCCCAGGCUCAUCUUAUGUAAAGUUGAUAGCUCUAACCUCCCCAUCUGUUAUACAAGCCUUGGAGCUCUUCCUGACAUCACUGGUGAAGCAGGAGAUGAAACGGAUGCCGCGUGGAGUAUAUUUCUCUGCCCUGAGGGGAGGUGGCCUGCGUUCAGACCACGGAAAAACGGUGGCAGGAAUCCCAUCGUUCAUGCUCAAGACCUACGAGAAGAACAAGCAGCCUGGGUUGAAGCCUGGACUAGCAGCUGGACUUCUGCUCUGUUACGAACUGCCUGUGCAGACGGACCGCGAAGGCAGACCAAUCAAUCGCUUCCUCGUCAGUCGAAGCCGCAGCUACCAGCAGACCCUUACAGCUCUCAUUCAUGAAGUAAACAUUCAGCCCUCAGAGUGGCAUCGUGCUCUCAUCCUGCCCCAUGCCUGGCAGGGUUUCAUGAGUCGAGCUUUCCACGCUGUCCUCCAGGGUCGACGGGCUGAUUUGGAAAUGCAGCGGAAACAUGGCAAAGAGAACCCAGAGGAGCUACAGUGCUGUGCCUGGCUGUGGGCCAGAGAUCAGCUGGCAGAUGUAAUUAAAGCUACUACUAAGGACAGUCCUGUUGUUCAGGGGAACUCCAUCCUGGCUCUGAGUGGCCUUGCUGCUGUUCUUGCCAAGUAUGAGAGCAACCUGCCUGCUGACAGCAACGACAGCCUUGGGGCUGGACCACAGUUUGUGCCCACUGCCAGCUGGUUGACGAUGGUCAUCGACACCCUGCUCAGCAUCAUCAGCAGCAGCUACAGGGCCAGCGGACAAGUUUUCCCAUGGUUCAUGCAUCGCUCCUACUCGGGUGAGAACACAGCGAGUGCUAUAGCUCGCUCCUGUGCCAGCCUGGCCUUGUCCCUGCUGGUGCCAGUGCUGGUGGUAUGGCAGAGGGACGGUCUCGUCGAGGUGCUGUCAGCGCUGCAGGCCGGUCUACCGGGCUCCCCCUCUGCAGAUGACUCCCAAGCUGUCCAGUUCCACUCUGGCCUCGCACUCGGCAUGGUGCUGUCCAGCCUGCACCACCAACACCUUAGUGAUGUUUCCACUCAGACGGACGAUCUCCUCCUCAGCUCUCUGGACACUCUGGAAAGUUGCUCAUUUAACCCGAACUUGGAAUACAAUGCUGGCUGUAUGUUGGGUCUGGGUCUGGUGCUCUCAGCCCUCUGCAGUAGUGGACAGAUGGAUCAACAUGUCCACAUCAGCCAAACCCUUGACAAACUACUGGCCAACCUGCAGGACAGCAGUGGGCACGGACGCAUGCUGCAGGAGGUUCUGGCAUACUCUGUGGCAUGUGUGAGUGUCUCGGCUUUCAGUGGAGGUCUUAUUAAUGCAGCCAAGGCUGAGGAGGUGAUGGACACUUUGCGAAGCCUGACAGAGGAGAGCCAACAGACCCCAGGCUUCUCCCUGGCUCUCGGGUUGGUAGUUCAUGGCUUGGCAAUGUCCAGCCACGGUAAAGCAGGAGACAUCCACCCUCGACUGCUGGCAGCUUGGAUCAAGAUCUUACUGGCUGAGGGUUGUCCCACAAUGCAGCGACUGGCUGCUGUCAAUGGCUUGGUGGCUUUGGUGGGCUCAGAGAGUUACCUCGUCCAGCUAAAGACCGAGUUGGAGCUUUCCUCCCAGCAGCAGAGCAGACUGAAUGAGGUUAUUCGUGCCAUCACACAGAUCAUAACAUUCUCAGGAACCAUUGGUUUGCAGUCCAACAGUGCCUGUUUAGUGGGCCAUUUGCAUUUGGCCCACAUGUCCUCCAGUCACAGUCACACAGCAGUCCCUCAGGAUUUUAGUUACCUCUCAGAGAAAAGUUUUAUCAGAUCCAUCACUGAUUUCAUCAUAGAGGCUGGAAAAAAAGGUUCGGAGUUCUCCCAUCCAGCUCUGGUUAAGACUGCUCUGACUCCUUUGGCAUCAGUUGGAGCCAGUUUCCAGUAUCCCCCCAUCAACUGGAGUGCCAUCCUGUCUCCUCUGAUGAGGCUGAGUUUCGGAGAGGAUGGGCAGCAUCAGUGUGUGGUGCUGGCAGCAUCUCAAGCUCAGUUUUCCCAGAGUGCUUCUCUCUUUCUGGGAUCCUGGCUGUCACCACCCCUUGUACACACCCUCAGUUACCAGACUUGGGCGCACCUCUAUGAGACCCUGGGCUUAUGGAUGAAGCACGUGCCUGAGGACAAGCUACGGGUCUAUGUGGAUAGUCUAGGCCUGCAGCAGUUCCAAGAGGACCUCCGACCCCAGCGUCUGUCCCUGUGCCGCUCUCUGCUGCAGGGCCUCACUCAGGCCAUGGCCCUCCCAAAUCCUCCCAACAACUGCUGGAGCAUUCUCUGCUCUACCUCCGAGAAGAUCUUCACCCUCCUGCCCAACCAAAUCCAGGACAGUGAAGUGGAUUUGUACGUGGGGAUUGCCAAGUGCCUGUCUGAGAUGUCUGACACAGAGAUCGACAGGAUCACUCGGGUCUCAAAAGCUCAGAUGGAAAAGACCUGCUUUGUCUUGGCUUACCUGACCUCUAGGGGCAGAAUUCCCCUCCUGUGUCUCAAUGAUGUCAUCAGCGGGGUGCUCCGUGGUUGGCCGAGCCACAGAGUGGGCUGGCUCCUCCUACAGACGUUUUACCAGUGUCGUCUGACUGCCAGCUCCAACACAGGCGUGUCCAAACGAAUGGAGUGGCUCCUGGAGCUGAUGGGAUACAUCCGAAAUGUGGCCUAUGGUGCAACCGCAGUGACAUGUGGAGACACCAAACUGGCCACCGACUUCCUAUUCCAGCUGUUUGCUGCUGCUGUAGUUUCCUGGGGUGACCACCUCAUGCCUCUCCUUCUCGGCAUCAGGGCCCAGUGGUUCCCAUGGAAACCAGAGUCCAAGCCUCCAGCUGUAGCACACAGUCUGUACAGUGAGGAGUCACUUACUGACCACACCGUGCCACAGUGCCUACUGGGAUUGUCCCACAGCCUUCUUCUGCUUCUCGACAAAGACCCCUGGAGCAAUCAGACACACAAGUUCAUAGACUGGCUUCUCAGCAUCACAGAAGGCCCUGAACAGAGUCUGUCCGACAGGACCGUCGGCACAGCCAAAGCUGCUCUGUUGGCUCUGAAGUCUUCCUCUGAGUUCAAGAAAAAAGCCGUGUGGACCAGAGCUUAUGGCUGGUAGCUGCAAUAUGCUAUUCUCAUGAUAACAUGUAUGGAGGGUCCUACAAGUCAAUCUGCAUUGGCCCUGCUUCUGCUCAUUGGACACGGACACAGUGAUGGAGAAAGUUGAGAUUUUUGUCAUCUGGAAGCUUAAACAGAUACUGUACUACUGCUGUGGCUCCACUUAAAUCACAUAUAGGAGCUCAAGAGGAAUGUGCUAUGUCAAAAUGUAAUUUUCAUCUAUUUAAUAUUCUUGAAGCACAUCAGACAAUUCCAUGACAUCAAUAAAUCAUCAUUAAAACAAA
Acanthochromis polyacanthus (spiny chromis) is the source of this 6749-nucleotide messenger RNA. It is a transcript of the gene focad, whose product is annotated as focadhesin. The coding region runs from base 644 to 6466 and encodes 1940 amino acids. NCBI's taxonomy places the organism in Eukaryota, Metazoa, Chordata, Actinopteri, Pomacentridae. The record is from RefSeq and is a predicted model, not a curated record. Gene Ontology annotation, biological process: regulation of post-transcriptional gene silencing. The transcript is spliced from 44 exons. Gene Ontology annotation, molecular function: DNA binding.